GGGUCUCGGCCGAUUCCGCUAUAAAUUUCAGCGGGGAUAAUCCCCGGAUUUCAGAAAAUCCACGGAUUUUCACUGUGAGGAACCGACGCCAUGUUCCGCCUCUUCGUCCUCGCCCUGGUCCUCUCCGUCGGACACGGAGCGGACGUGUCCCGUCGUGGCCAUUCCUGGAUUGGCACGGGCCACAGUCGCAUCGUCGGGGGUGAAGUGGCCGAUCCAGGUCAGUUCCCGUACCAGAUCUCGUUCCAAUAUUUCGGAUCGCAUCGCUGCGGGGGGAGCAUCCUGGAUGAGCUUCACAUCGUGACGGCCGCUCAUUGCCUCGACUUCAUCAACCUCCAGGACACUGAGGUGAUUGCUGGCGUGGUGGACGUGAUCGCGGAGGAAGGCCAGCGGCGCAGUGUGAUCCGGGGAGUCCAACAUCCCGACUGGCAAGGGGCGAGCGGACAAAUCAUCAACGAUGUGGCCGUGCUGACCCUGGACGCGCCGUUGGAGUUUGAUGAGUUCGUCCAGCCUGCCGUUCUUCCCCUGGACGGGCAGCAGCCGAACAUGGACCCGAACAUGUGCAUAGCGUCGGGCUGGGGCAACGAGUUCUUCGGCGGGCCCACGAGCCGCGUGCUGCAGUGGGUCGCGAUCGGGGUGAUCCCGGACGACGAGUGCGACGAUCUCUGGUCGGCGGACCCGCAGAACAUCUGGCCGGAUUUGGAGAUCUGCGCUGGGGACCGCGGGGGCGGCCAGUCCGUCUGCCAGGGCGACUCCGGCGGCCCGCUGUACUGUGAGGCAGAGGACGGGAACCGGUACCUGUACGGGGCGACCAGCUGGGGCUCGUCGUCGUGCGGGGAGGCGAGGCCGGCCGUGUGGGCGGAGCUGCCGACCUUCCUCGAGUGGAUCCUUGAGCAGACCAGGGUCUAGACUUUGUGGACCGGGGUCUGGACUUGGUGUGGCUUUCGCGAGAAUAUAUUCCGGGAGAAAUAAAUUCUGCUUGAGUUCGGAAUGUUUUGCCUCGAAGUGGAUCGGCUCGAUUGGAG
Darwinula stevensoni is the source of this 1022-nucleotide messenger RNA. NCBI's taxonomy places the organism in Eukaryota, Metazoa, Arthropoda, Ostracoda, Podocopida, Darwinulidae. The record is from the annotation of a GenBank genome assembly.